AUGGCCGGCGCACGUCUUUCUCUCACCGGAACAAAUCUAAGCCGUCCAUUUACCUCGCCUACACCGUCGGCUUACCUUAGACCUACGAUAAUCUCCGGUGUUGCCCAAAACCUAUCGUACUGGGAUUCCAUACAUUCCGAUAUCGACUCCCACCUGAAAAAAGCCAUCCCCAUCCGUGAGCCCAUUUCCGUUUUCGAGCCGAUGCACCACUUGACAUUUGCGGCACCCAAAACCACCGCAUCUGCGUUGUGCGUCGCCGCGUGUGAGCUUGUCGGUGGCAACCAUGAAGAUGCAAUUGUAGCAGCGUCGGCAAUUCACCUCAUGCAUGCUGCUAUAUACACCCAUGAUCAUCUCAUGUUAACAAACAGUCUCCAGUCCGAUUCAGAGACAGAACCCAAAAUUUCGCACAAAUUUGGCCCCAAUGUCGAGCUUCUCACCGGAGAUGGGAUUCUGCCGUUUGGGUUCGAGUUACUUGCAGGGUCCAUGGAUCCGGCCGGUGAUAACUCCGACGAUAUUCUGAAAGUGAUCAUAGAGAUUACACGAGCCGUCGGUUCACAAGGGAUGGUCACCGGUCAAGAUUCCGACGGUGAAUUUGACCAAUUGAUUGGUCAAACACGACGCUGUCUCCAUGGAUGUGGGGCCGCCUGCGGAGCCAUAUUAGGUGGUGGGAGCCACGAUGAGAUUGAAAAGUUGAGAAGAUACGGAUCCAUUGCAGGUAAUGGAGUUAAAGACGAAUCUUUGGAAUGA
Messenger RNA from Lactuca saligna, 747 nucleotides. The record is from the annotation of a GenBank genome assembly. Lineage: Eukaryota; Viridiplantae; Streptophyta; Magnoliopsida; Asterales; Asteraceae.